Messenger RNA from Cyprinodon tularosa, 1690 nucleotides. RefSeq names its product centrosomal protein 57 (gene cep57). Bases 161 to 1633 code for a protein of 490 amino acids. Gene Ontology annotation, molecular function: gamma-tubulin binding; identical protein binding; microtubule binding. Gene Ontology annotation, cellular component: centrosome. The transcript has 11 exons. The record is from RefSeq and is a predicted model, not a curated record. Lineage: Eukaryota; Metazoa; Chordata; Actinopteri; Cyprinodontiformes; Cyprinodontidae.
UUUUUUUCACGUUUACACAGGGAGGCUGAGCAAGCAGCAGAGCUUCGCUAGCUUCUCCUAAUUAAAAAAAAAGGCGUUGUUAGAACAACCUUUAAACUAUUUUAAUAUUUUAAACGCUUAUCUUCCUUGGGAAGAGGCAGACUGUAUCGGCUGUGUAUUAAUGGAGGUACUUUCGAAAAAACCCGCAGCAGAGUCCACUCGAGAAAAGGCAUCACUUCCAGCUAAAGGGUCAAGUAGGAUAGUGUCUGACACUUUGUCCCUUCCAUCAUAUAAAGCCUACCCUGCUUCUAGACCCCUAAUCAACACUCUUGUGCAUCACACGCCCCAAAUACGCUCUGAGUUCUCAUAUCAUCCACCUUUACCCACCAAAGCCUUUCCAGAGAGUAGAAGUGAAGCAAUCUUAUCCGCCUUGAGGAAUCUUCAAGAGAAGAUUAGGAGGCUGGAGCUUGAGAAAGAGCAAGUACACCUCAGCCUCAGCACUUUAGGGAAGGAUGAGCGGCGAAGAGAUCAGCAGAGUAACCGUACUGCACACAGACUCCUAAAUGACAAGGACACAGAACCGAAAGCAAGGGACCAAUUGAACUGCAACCAAGUCUUGAUAACCCACCUUGCUGCUGCAGAGGCUCGUUGUGAGAAGCUGGAGAGACAAUUGGAGCAGAUGAGGAGGAUGUUGCGCAGCACCAGGACAGAAAAGAGGAGUCUGCUUAAUCAGCAGACUUUUAUGGAGAGAGUCGGUGCAAGUAGUCAGCAGCCUGAUGAAGAGUUGGAGCAUGCACAAAUGGAAAAGCUGGAAAAACUUGAGCAGGAAUAUCUCAGACUGACCAGCACACAGAAAAAUGCAGAGAUGAAGAUCUGUGAGUUGGAGAGAAAGCUGUUAGAGGAGGAACAUCAAAGGAGGCUCAUUCAGGAUAAGGCCAACCAGCUACAGACAGGUUUGGAGGCCAACAGGAUCCUGUUGCAGUCAGUUUCCCCACAUCAGUCUGUCAGACAAUCCAAAGAGAAGAAGUCCAGCUCAAAGAGGUCUUCUAGAAAAUACACAGAGCCUCACUAUCGACUGAGCCUAAAAGAUGUACCAUUUGUUACUGGAACGUCAGUGGACAGCAGCCACUCUGUCAGAGCCAACGUUCAGGCAGUAUUGUCCCUCCUGAAACGACAUCAGCCUCAUCUCUGCAACAGACAUGUCCUGUCUCUCAAUGCAAAUCGCUCUGAAACAAGCAUCCAUUCAGAAAGUUCAUCUACCUCAUCUUCCACUGGUGGAGAGGAGCUAUCUGAGCUGCUACAAGCCCUACAGGAGGAGCUGCGCUUCAUGAGUUUGCAGCAGGCUGAGUUGAUGAGGCAGGCGGAGGAGAGCAUCUCUGAAGAGGAAAGAAAAAAGCUUCAAAGGGAGCAGGAGAGGCUUUUGUUGAGAAUGGAGAGGAAAGGAGAGCAGAUCAGUAAGCUCUGUAACUGUAAAUCACAGAUUACAAAGUUAAGAAAGGAGGUUAAAUCUAGAAAGAGCAGUCGAACAGAAGAAAGACCUGUCACCAGGGGGCGCCCUGCAACAUCAACUAAAGCUCAGCCAGGAGAGAGAAGCAAGAAAAACCUGAGGCUGCUAAAGGACAUGAAAGCUCUGCAGGCCUCUUUACGGACCUAAAUCUCACCUCUUACCCUACCUCAUAAUGCUGCUUUAUUAUUAAACAGUGCACACACA